UCCUGAGAUAUACGUCGCUUUGGAGAAAAGCGUCUGCUAGAUACAGUAGAUCCAGAUAAGCGCGCGGUAAAUCGAUAAUGCAGUAUCGAUUACAUUUCCCUUGCCCUGCAAAAACAGAGAAUGAAUGAUGGCGGGAUACAAAGUUCAUCAAGCAUUCAAGGGGCUGUUUUUUUCAUUCUCACAGAGCUGUUGCUAUGAUCUGCUGCGUCCACUGGGCUGUAGCAUUUAGGGACACGGAUGGCAAUGUUUGCGAAGGCUGUUCGGACAAGGGCCCUGCUGCGCUCCGCGACACUCGACAUGAUUGGUGCUGCGCGCCGUGGGCUCGCGACGGCCGCCGCCGGAGUGGAGCGCGCGCGCGCUCCGGCCGCGCACAGAGAGCCCGGCGGGCCGCUCCGGGUCCGGACUGUGGACCUCCGCAGUGACACGGUGACAAAGCCCGGAGCAGCGAUGCGUCGAGCCAUGGCCGAAGCACAUGUGGGAGACGAUGUGUUCGGAGAGGACCCCACGGUGAACGAACUCCAGAAGCGAGCAGCGGACCUUUUCGGCAUGGAAGCAGCGCUGUUUGUGCCCUCUGGGACCAUGAGUAACCUCAUUGCUGUCAUGGUCCACUGCUCAGAGCGAGGAGACGAGAUGAUCGUGGGGGACCUCGCCCACCUGCACGUCUAUGAGCAGGGAGGCAGUGCACAGCUGGCUGGUGUCCACGCCACUACUGUAGCCACCAGGUCUGAUGGGACCUUUGACCUCCAUGAGCUAGAGGAUAAGAUCCGUCAUGGCUACCCAGAUCCCCACUAUCCCCGCUCCCGCCUGGUGUGUGUGGAAAACACCCACAACAUUCUUGGAGGCCGGGUCCUGCCUCUCUCCUUCCUCCAAGAGCUGCGCGCUCUGGCAGACCGCUAUGGCCUGGCAGUCCACAUGGAUGGGGCCAGGCUCAUGAAUGCUGCUGUGAACCUGGGUGUGUCUCCACCUGUCAUUUUGCAGCACUGUCACACUGUCAGUGUGUGCUUGUCCAAGGGGCUAGGUGCACCGGUGGGGACCAUGCUUGCGGGGCCAAAGGACUUUGUGCAGAAGGCAGUGCGUGCCCGAAAGGCCCUGGGUGGGGGACUGCGCCAGUCAGGCAUCCUGGCUGCGGCGGGAAUGUUAGCACUGACAGACAUGGUGGACCGGCUGAAGGAAGAUCAUCGGCGUGCUAGAACAUUUGCACAGGCACUGAAGCAGUGUGACCCCCCUAUGUACGAAGUGGACAUGGCUGCCGUGGAGACCAACAUCCUGCGCUUUCGUCUAAGCAGCCCAUGCCUGAGCCCGGCUGAAUUCUGUGUGCGUGCUGAGGCUGUAUGUGAGGAUGAGGCCAGAGUGCUGGGGCAGGGAGUGCGGGUCCUCAUGUUCCCACAUGUCGGGGGCACCAUCAGGGCAGUAUGGCACCUGGGCAUCAGUGAUGAUGAUAACCAAGCUGCUGCUGAGAAGCUGCACUUCCUGGCUCAGCAGCUUACAAAGCAGAGAGUCAGGCCCAAUUAAAGUCUAGGACUCACCUGGCACUAGUUGCCCCACCUUUCUAGCUCACUGUGGGGCCAUGAUGACACAGAACCAGCUGGAAACAGUGAUUGAAACGCGGAGGGGGCUUUGUUGUGAUCUCAAUUAAUGUCACCCUGAAAGUGGAUUGUGGAAGAACUAAAUUUCCUUGUCUCUGGUCUAAGGAUUCAGACGUCAUCUUAACAAGCUUUAGGGUGCUGGCUGUAAGGGUAGUCAUUUGAGCUCAUUGCUGCAGUGCUGAGCGAUUCGGCCAUGACCGUUCCCGUGUUCAACUCCAAGUCCUGUUUGGAAUGGUAGACACAUUUUUUAAGUCUGGUCAUGACUGGUGUAAUUGUAGAAUGUUAAAAGAUUAACUAAUGGAUGAUUAGCCAAGCACUUUAAUCAGGUUGUAGUCAUUUCUUAAUAAAUUACUCUAAAUUAUAAUAUAUAAAAUUAUAAUCCCAAAUCAUUCCAAGUGAAUAAAAUUUUGGCUGUAAGUUUCAUCAUGGUCCUGGCAAAUGGCAGUAUUUGACAGAAUGCUGUUCUGCUGCAGUACCACUUCAGCCUAUGAACAGAUGCCUUCAACUGCUGCAAUAUCCGUAUAUAUUAACUUGGAAAUGAUGGAAAAUGU
Molecule: messenger RNA, 2137 nt
Organism: Scleropages formosus (Asian bonytongue)
Lineage: Eukaryota; Metazoa; Chordata; Actinopteri; Osteoglossiformes; Osteoglossidae
Product: probable low-specificity L-threonine aldolase 2
Exons: 7
Coding region: 238-1512 (424 amino acids)
Biological process (GO): glycine biosynthetic process; L-threonine catabolic process
Cellular component (GO): cytosol
Molecular function (GO): L-allo-threonine aldolase activity
Source: RefSeq, a predicted model, not a curated record